This is a messenger RNA of Carassius auratus (goldfish), 2149 nucleotides long. Its product is annotated as rhotekin. Gene Ontology annotation, biological process: septin ring organization; actomyosin contractile ring assembly; signal transduction. The coding region runs from base 203 to 1690 and encodes 495 amino acids. Gene Ontology annotation, cellular component: actomyosin contractile ring. The transcript has 13 exons. The record is from RefSeq and is a predicted model, not a curated record. Lineage: Eukaryota; Metazoa; Chordata; Actinopteri; Cypriniformes; Cyprinidae.
CCCAUACGAAGAACUGGGGAAAGCACAUCCCAUUUAUCCAUAGUUGUUGCAGCAUGUCCGGUUGGAUUUUAUACGCGCCUAGUAUAAGAUUUAUUUAAACAUUUGGGACGGGAUUUAUGUUUAUUUUAAUGAGAUAUUUUAAUUGAUUUAACACUCAACCGCUUCUGUUGGUGCUUGGAUCUUCAACAUACCUACAGCAGCAAUGUUCUGCAGAAACCAAACUUCCAGAGCAACUGUGGCCCGGGGAUCCGCGAUGGAGAUGGAGGUGAAGAGAGGCCGAUUCCGCCUGAGCAUGCUGGAGGAUUCCGCUGAAGACUGUGAGGUUCAGAGACAGAUCGAGAUGGAGGUGAGGAUCAGAGAAGGGGCCUGUAAGCUUUUAGCUGCAUGUUCUCAGAGAGAUCAGGCUCUGGAAGCUUCCAAGACUCUCCUUACAUCCAACAGCCGCAUACUGGCCCUCAUGACCCAGCUGCAGCGCAUGAAGGAAGCCCAGGCUAUGCAAAGAGCAGAACGGAGGUCAUCUGAUGGUGGGUCUGUUGAUCAGCGAUUACCUUGUUCUGGAAAAAUAGCCAUUUCAGAUAUUCGCAUUCCUCUCAUGUGGAAAGACUCCGAGUAUUUCAAAAACAAAGGAGAGCUGCACCAGUGUGCUGUGUUCUGUUUGCUGCAGGUGGGGACAGAGAUUCAUGAUACAGAUCUCGUAAUAGUGGACAGGACGCUCACAGACAUCUGUUUCGUUGAACCAGUGAUAUUCACUGACGUACCUCCAGGCUUUGACCUGCGGGUGGAGCUCUACAGCUGCUGUGUGGAGGAGGAAUUCAACACGGGCUUCUCCACUCGGAGGCUGAGCCGGCUGGGAAGUGCCUCCAGUAAGAAGUUCAUGGCAUCUUUAGAGACAGCAGCUUCCUGCAGUUCCCAAAGCAGUGGAACCAGAUCGGGAGAGAGUUCACCCAGAGGAGAAUCACCAGUUCUGCUGCCUGUACUGUCAGAACGGGGCCCUAAAUAUCACCUCCUGGCCCACACAUCUCUGACCCUGUGCCACGUACAGAACUCUUUCCGAACCCAUGACCUGACAAUAUCAGACACCGAGGAGUCUUCGUUCUGGUUGCCGCUCUAUGGUAACAUGUGCUGUCGGCUCGUGGCCCAACCUCUCUGUAUGACUCAAGUUGUUAUGUGUGGAAAACUCAGAAUUCGGUCAGAGACCAAUCCUGAAGACUGGAGAGAUGUCUACAGUGUCCUGAGUGGGUCAGAUUUAAAAUGUUACCAGCAGCAAGACGAUGCAGACUCUUUAGAGACACCGCUGUUCACGAUUCCCAUUAAUAAGGAGACCCGUGUGUGUGCCAGAGAGAGAGAUCCGGCUCUACAUACUCACAGUAUCACCAUAAUAAACCAGUGUGGUGAUGAGACCACACACACGAUUCUCACGCACUCCUCUGAAGACACACAUAACUGGAUGGAAGCCUUCUGGCAGCAUUUCUAUGACAUGAGCCAGUGGAAACAGUGCUGUAAGGAGCUCAUGAAGAUUGAGGAACCAUCUCCAAAGAAAAUGGUGGUGGUGACAAAACAAGGUUCCCUUUAUCAUGAAAUGGUUACGCCACCUUCCACCCAGACCAGAAACCAUCUGCUAUCCCCGAACAGACCUGUUUCUUCUGAGAUCCAAAGCCUGCUGUCCACUUAUUACGAUAACAGUUACUGAAGAAUCAAGGAAACUAAAGCAAGAAAAAAACUGUUUGUACCCAGCUCAACACACCCCAGAGUAUUUUUUUCAUGUUUAUUUGCCAAAUCCAAAAUGCAUACCCAAGUUCUUCAUGACCGAAUACCUUAUUGGCUUAAAACUGUUUGUCAUUAUCACAGAAAUAACCCUAAUACUUCUUUGUUUGAUUCUACAAGCCUGUACUGGCAGUGUAACUCGAUCAUGUGCUGGAUCAGGACUCCCAUUACAUUUGUUGCUGUAUUAAAAACACUCACCUUUAAAAUUGACUUGAACAUUUUUACCUCAGAAUCAGAAAGAGCUUUGUUGCCAGGUAUGUUUACACAUAGACGAGGAAUCGGUUUAAUUUGAAGAAGCUUUAACAGCACAAACAGAUUACAGUGAAAGGACACAGAAAAUAAAAAUAGAAUAAUAGAAAAUAAUAAUAUACAACAAAUAUUUUUU